UGUUUACAAAUAUGGCUGAAUAAUUCAAGUUGAAUAUUAUUUACAUAAACAUUUUAUUUCUAUUAUUAUUAUUUUAUCUAGUUUAUAGAGUCAAAAGAUAUUUUAAUUCAUCUAAAAAUAAAGAAAUGGAGGAACUUAAAGAGGAAUUGAAAGAAUUACGUCAAAAGAAACAAGAUCUCAUUGACAAAGGAAUGCAAAUACGUGAUCAGUUGGCUGAAUUUGAAACUUACUUAAAAAACAAUAAGAAAACUAUUUUUAUUGAAUCAGCAGAGCCUUUAUUAUCUACUAAUCAAUCAGCUAUGAGUUUGAAUUCUAAAAAAACAUCUUUAAAUCAGUUGAAUGCUGCAACACGUCAAAUUACAGGGAUUGUAUUUAAAGAUGUUAAUAAAAAGUGGUUAAAAGAUCAUAUCUGGCUUUAUGAAAUGACAGUAGUGUUGAAAGUUAUUCAAUUUCAAAUGUUUUUAACAAUUAAUAAAAAGAAUUUGAAAGAAAACGAAAUUCUUGAUAUAAAAUGUACUUUAUCGAAUAUUGAACAAUGUUAUUUGAAUGAAUUAACUCCAUGGAUUGAUACACUGACGAAAUUAAAAAAUUUCACUCAUCUAAUGUCAGCUUUUAGUGAAUAUAAUGAUCAAAAUAUAUUUCGAAUGAAAAUAUUGAACAAGCUUGAAAGUAAAAAAAUUGUUACUAUAAAAGAAUCUACUGAAGAAGGCGGAGGUUUAAUUGCUUAUGUACACGAUUCACAUGCAUCAAAAAAGAUUUAUGUCAAAUUUAAUUGGAGGCUACAAUUGAAUCCACAAACAACAUCUAUAGAUCAUAUAUUUGAUAUUGAUGGAAUAGAUAAUGAAUUUGUGACUGCCAAUGAAGAAAUUUUUAAAAACUUCUGCAAACGUGGUUUAAAGAAAAAUGAAUUAGAAAAACUGUGGUAUGACUUGUGUGUAGCUAUAAAUGAGUAUAAACAAUAAUUAUUAUUUAAAUAAGUAACUAUGUUUUCCAA
Molecule: messenger RNA, 994 nt
Organism: Chelonus insularis
Lineage: Eukaryota; Metazoa; Arthropoda; Insecta; Hymenoptera; Braconidae
Exons: 4
Coding region: 126-962 (278 amino acids)
Source: RefSeq, a predicted model, not a curated record